GCACGUCCAAUGAUUUAUACCUGGUGAACUUCAGUACCAACUUUAAAUAAAACAUUGUUUGAUAAAUACGUUUUAAAACGACUUCAAUAACAACGUUACCAUAGCAACAACAUCCGACGCACUAGGCUCUUCUUGGAUACACAUCCCCAAGCUGCUGCUGCUAUUGGAUAAAUGCUCUAGAGAUGUCACUGUGGCAACCGAAUCGUGAGGGGUUUGACAUACAAACGGAAAUCCAGCCCUUGAAAUUGUACUGGUCGGUUUGGUGUGGAGUUCAUCGGUCCGUGGGCGAGGUUUCUGGAGACUGGACGCAGCCAUUGGACUAUUUAGAGAUCUGUUAAAUGAGGAGAAAGACGUCUCUUUUUCGUCGCUACGGAAGCCGAGAGGAGAGUGGCUGGUUGCGCGGCGGCGGUGGGUCUCCACCCGAGAGUAUGGCGGCCAGGAAUGUAUUGCUGUGCGAAUAAGAACCGGAGAGCGAUGAGAGGAAAUCAAAGAGGCUAAACUUGUUAUAUCAACUCUUGAGAUUCAUGACCAUUAAACGGUAUUUAUUCGGAUAACGCACGCAUCUCUUAGGAAAAAACGGGGUCUUUCCAGGUUUCCUCCUAAUGUCCUCGCAGGAGCAAGUUUUGUUUUUUUAUGAUGCUUUACAGUGGCGAGCUAAACUGAUGAAAAAGCACAAGUUAUUAAUUGCCGAGUCGUUUUGUUCUACCCUGAUGUAUGCGGGGAAUUACAGGCGUCUGAACUCAAAUCAUUAUCAAUGUCUAGGCUGCCUCGGGGAAUUUUUACAAUGAAACCCAUCUCUGGGCACCAAGUCUUUGUGCUCUGGCUGUUUAUUUCUCAUAGCUAAGCAGUGGUAAGCGAGGUAGCCAUAGUCUGUUCAUUCCCGUAAGAAUGGGGUGCAGUCUGUAGCCUGAUUGCCAGUGUUUUUACGGCGAUUUAUGUUUUAAUUUUUCAAUGCCGAAUGGUAAGUGGUAGUGUCCGACAGUAUUUUUGUUUUAUCCGUUAAAACACGGGAGCGAUGCGCGAGUACAAAGUGGUGGUCCUCGGAAGCGGUGGGGUCGGGAAAUCCGCCCUUACGGUGCAGUUUGUCACCGGGACGUUCAUUGAAAAGUACGACCCUACAAUAGAGGAUUUUUACCGUAAAGAAAUCGAGGUGGAUUCCUCGCCCUCGGUUCUAGAGAUUCUGGACACCGCUGGUACGGAGCAGUUUGCGUCCAUGCGGGAUCUCUACAUCAAGAACGGCCAAGGCUUCAUUCUGGUGUACAGUCUCGUCAACCAACAGAGUUUCCAAGACAUCAAACCGAUGAGGGAUCAGAUCAUCAGAGUUAAAAGGUAUGAGAAGGUUCCAGUGAUCCUGGUGGGGAAUAAGGUGGACCUGGAGAGCGAGCGGGAGGUGUCGGCGGGCGAGGGGCAGGCCCUGGCAGAGGAGUGGGGCUGCCCCUUCAUGGAGACCUCAGCCAAAAGCAAAACCAUGGUAGAUGAACUGUUCGCCGAGAUUGUGCGACAGAUGGACUACGCAGCCCAGCCGGAUAAGGACGACCCUUGCUGCUCCUCUUGCAAUAUACAAUAGCCCCAGAGCCAGCGAGGACAUAGUAGGAAUCUCCGGACAGGAUGAAGAAGGAAAAUAAUCACUCACUUGAGUGGUGAACUGCAAAGGAUGUUCUCUUUUUUUUUGGUGCAUAAAAAUCCCUCAUAAAGUAAUUCAAAUGAAAAUGGUUAUGUUUAUUGAAAAAAAGAGACAUCUUUGUUAGCCAUAAGACCUGAGGAACUGGACAAAAAAAAAAAGCACUCGCCUUAUGUCAUCCUGUUUUCUAUGGUCGAGGAAAUUGAGAUUUCAGUGCAGGAUUUUCAAACUGGUUUUUAAGAAGCUUUUUUUAUGUUCCGCUGUGGUAUGAUUUGGUAAUAUUUCAUUGAAACGGGUUUCAUUUCUCGUAUGGAUGUGUGGGUGUGUGAGAGCGUGUGUGCAUUUUGUUGACAUGACCCAGUUUUUCAGUGCACAUUUUAGUUUAUUUUUUGCUUGAAAAAAAACCUUAAGUCACCAAGGCACCGCGGCCGCCAUCUACUGCACAGCCCCCAAGAGAAGAGAUUAUCCCCCUUGAUCAUCUUGUUUUAAACAUUGAUGGGUAAUUGAUUUAUGUGCUCGGUUUCUCUCCGCAGAACUAAAGAAACCGUACCUCCAGUUGAGAGGAUGUUUAGUACUCAUCACUGUCACAACCAAAGAGGCGACUUGAAAGCGCCUCAGUUCUUUCUUGUCGUUUUGUUUCUUCCUCUUUUUUUUUCUUUCCUUUAUUUGUUCUGAGAAAAAGGAGGGUGGAAGCCCAUCUCUGUCCUUGAACAUCAGUACAAUGAUGUCUUUACCAUCAGUUUUUUUUUUUUUUUUUUUUGAGAUCUUUUAAGAAAGUGCACAGGUUUAUCUCUGCUUCCACUGAGGGUGACUCCACACAGUGGAAUAAGGACUUCAUUUCCCAGUGACUCAUUGGAACUGGACUCAGUCUGGAGUGAGGAAACUUGAGUUUUCAGGAAUGGAGGACAUUUUCUCAUAAGGUGCCAUCAAUUGUUCUACUAGCCACUUCUGUCAUGUUCUCUGAUUGGGUAUCAAGAUACUUUGAGGUGCUGAGAGCUUGUUAGCUUCUCACUCAUCUUUAUGUAUUCCGAGUAUUCAUUAAAAAAAAAUAGUAAUAAUAGUGUUAUAAUAAUGACAAUGCUAAUAACAACGGUAAUUAACUGUAGUGUAAAUAAUUUUGUAUGGAAGGUGCCAGCUCCUCUUGAGACACAGACGUUUAACACUCAUGUAUGCAUGGCUAGUAAAACAAACAAAAAAGAACUUGAUCAUUUUGAGAUUUAUUUUUUCAGGAGGUCGAAAUGCGCCAGCCAAACACUCACACGUCUGGACCCGGGACACUGGUUUGCUCCAUACGUCUGUGAUAACCAGAGGGAGGGCAGUGUUCCCUCUGUCCAUUCUCAUUGUUGAUUUUCUGUUCUAUUUUUUUAUGUAUCUACUUUCUCUCCCUCCCUUAAUGAAUGGUGACACAGUUUCAUUUGGCAUCUGAACAAUAAAGUGUGUUCAACACGA
Molecule: messenger RNA, 3070 nt
Organism: Clupea harengus (Atlantic herring)
Lineage: Eukaryota; Metazoa; Chordata; Actinopteri; Clupeiformes; Clupeidae
Gene: rap2aa
Product: RAP2A, member of RAS oncogene family a
Biological process (GO): Rap protein signal transduction
Cellular component (GO): membrane
Molecular function (GO): GTPase activity; GTP binding
Source: RefSeq, a predicted model, not a curated record